GCUCAGCGGUGGUGGGCCCCACAGGCUCUGCGCUGCGCCGUUGCCCUCUUAAGGGGGCGGUCCUCGCCGGCAGCUGAGCCAAUGGGAUCGAGAGAAGGCGUGGCUUCGGGGUUUGCCGGCAAACUUGAACCGAGGCGCGGAGCUCUGAGAAGACAGAGCGCCCAGCUGAGAAAGACGGUGAAGGAAUCGCUCUCGCUUCAAGCAUGAAACAGCUACCGGGUAAUGUGAAGGAAAAGCUCCAGAGGCUCCAUGCCUUAAGCACUUUGAAGGCCAGAAAUUACAUUUGCUGGCUGAAGCAGGUUCGCUGUAGACCUGGCGGUUUUAUGGAAGCAAUGAAGGCAGAAGUCGAGAGACUGGACAGGGAGAAGAAGAGACACAACAAGUUUUGCUCUCCACACUGGCCACCAGUCAUCUCAGUGACUGAGAGAGAGAGGAGAAAGAGGUUCAGGAGAGAGCUUGAGAAGGCCCAGUCUGCUCAGGCCAAGAAAAGGAGGAGGAAGGGAUCUAAACCAGUUCCUGUGACCAGAUGUACAGUGUACAGGAGAAAAAAGACUGUGGAGGAAGACAACAGGAUCCUGGAGGAAGCUGGAACGGUCCAUCACCAGCAGGCCCCAGCUGGACUCCCCUGCAACCUGUGUGGACAGCCAAAGAGGCUGGAGUUUGGCCAUGCCACCUAUAAGGGCACAAGUUUCUGCUCUAACACCUCUGGCCAGAGCGCCCAUGACUGGCUGACAGAGCAGAGGAGGAAGGCCGGAGAGAAUAAGGGAAGACGCAUCCCAAAAAGCACAGCCUGGAACAUGAAGAGGAGAAGGCAAAAGGAACAGGAGGCUGAGGAGCUGGGAAUUAGCUUAAAAGAAAGAAAGAGGCCCGGCUACCAAAUAUGCCAGCUGUGUGGCCAGCCACGGCAAAAGGCAUACGGGCACAGUCGCUACAAAGGCGUCCCAUUCUGCUCAGCCUAUGAAGGGAAGUCGGUAGAACUGUGGCUCGCCGAGCAACGCACCGCAGAUCGGGAGGGCAGACCUGUGCAAAGUCGGAGUGGGAGGAAAUAAGACCAGACAGAAGAAAAUCUGCCCAGCCCUCCUGAACACAAAGUCCAUAAAUAGUUAAUGUGCAACCUCAUAGCUUGUAAAUAUAUCUGUUUGUAUUUGAUUUACACAUUUUAUCUUUACUAUAUUUCUUUUGUU
Colossoma macropomum (tambaqui) is the source of this 1184-nucleotide messenger RNA. RefSeq lists its product as uncharacterized. Bases 204 to 1049 code for a protein of 281 amino acids. The transcript has 4 exons. NCBI's taxonomy places the organism in Eukaryota, Metazoa, Chordata, Actinopteri, Characiformes, Serrasalmidae. The record is from RefSeq and is a predicted model, not a curated record.